AUGGUCGAUCAUCAUAACUUAGCAGAAAGUUCUGCUGUAGGAGUCACAGCAGUAGUUUUAGUAAUCUCGACCUUUAUUUCUCUCUACCAAAUAGUCUCCUAUGCAAGAAAUAUGAAAUACAAAUCUGCUCAAAUUGCGUGCAUGCUUUUAUUUACAACACCUAUGAUAGUCGGCUGGUCAGCGUGAGCGUCGUUAUAUGUAGGUGAAGAACUGAAAAAUCUAGACUCACUAGUCACAAUAGACAAAGCAUUCUGCAUUACAAUGUUUCUGAUCCUCACAGAAAUGCUUCUAGGGUGGACUGAGUCGAAUGGGAAAUAUUUUUACACCAAAGAAACAGAAGUAAGAACCAUAGUAAACAUGAAAGAAGCCAAAUGGCUUUUGCCCUGCAUCAAGCCAAGCCCUUUAUCUACGCCAGAUCAAGCGUUAUCUUACUUGUGAAAAGUAAGAAUAGGGACAUAUCAAGUGGUGUUUGUGAUUAUAACAGUCACAAUUAUUACUGCAGCUUUGCUUAUCUUUGACAGUGAAGAUUUUAAAAUCGGAGACAAUAAUAGCAACUCUGUCUGGCUUUGGUUGAAUUCUAUAAGGUCAAUAAGCUGUGCGGUUGCUUUAUUUUAUUUAGUAAAUUAUGCAUUUUUUGCUGCAAGAAUUCCUGAGCUUAAUGACCUGAAAAUUCGAUCAAAAUUCUACCUGAUCAAGCUUUCUAUGAUUUUCACUGAAAUCCAGCCUUUAAUUAUUUCAUAUUGUGCAGGAAAGGGCUGGAUAGCAGACACCGAUGACUAUUCGCAAGAAGAAAUUACAAGCUGAACGAAUUCUUUAUUGCUGUGCUCAGAAAUGAUUAUUGUUGGGUUUAUACAAAUUUUAGUGUUUCCUGUAAGCGAUUAUGAUACACCUCCAUCAUCACGAAAAUUCAGCACUCAUGGGGAAAACUCUGAUCGGCUUCUUAAAUAA
Blepharisma stoltei is the source of this 948-nucleotide messenger RNA. The record is from the annotation of a GenBank genome assembly. NCBI's taxonomy places the organism in Eukaryota, Ciliophora, Heterotrichea, Heterotrichida, Blepharismidae.